AUGGAGGAUUCCACCCGCCUGGGCUACUGCGUGGUUGCCGGCAGCUUCGUGGCUUUCCAGUUCUCCUUCUCGGCUCUCAGCCCCCAGGUGUCCUUGUCACUCUGCCCCGGUUAUGCUGCCCUCCCCUCGGUCAAGCGAAGCGAGUGGAACUCCAGAUGUGUGUCCACAUUGCACGCAGUGGUGGUCGGCCUCUUCUGCCUCUACAUCCUGUGGUGUGAUGAUGCUGUAAACGCCAACCCCAUCUGGGGAGAGCCCCGCCUGGUCAAGCUGAACGUCGCCAUCACCAGCGGCUAUUUGCUGUAUGAUCUGCUGCUGCUAAUCCGUUAUUGGAGGACCCUGGGAGAUUCCCUCUUCGUUUGCCACCACUUGGCGGCGUUGUAUGCUUACGGAUACGUGCUGAGUCGUGGGGUGCUGCCCUAUUUUGCCAACUUCCGGCUCCUCUCAGAGCUGUCCACACCCUUUGUCAACCUCCGCUGGUUCCUGGACGUGGCCGGCUGUCCCCGAUCUUCCUGGCUGCCCUUGGCCAACGGCCUGGCCAUGACCGUGGUGUUCUUUGCAGUGCGCAUCGCCGUCAUCCCCAGCUACUACGCACAGGUGUUCUCCUGGUACGGCACUCCGGAGUACAAGCGCCUGGGCCUGAGCGUGCAGCUGGCCUGGAUCGGGUCCAGCCUGGCUCUAGAAGUGCUCAACAUGGUGUGGAUGUAUCGCAUCACCCGCGGCUUCUACCGGGCCUUCUGCCGGCCCAGAGCCCGCAAGGCGGCCUGAAGACAGAGCAGC
This is a messenger RNA of Euleptes europaea (tarantolino), 777 nucleotides long. Its product is annotated as TLC domain-containing protein 4-like. Gene Ontology annotation, biological process: lipid homeostasis. The record is from RefSeq and is a predicted model, not a curated record. Lineage: Eukaryota; Metazoa; Chordata; Lepidosauria; Squamata; Sphaerodactylidae. Bases 1 to 765 code for a protein of 254 amino acids. Gene Ontology annotation, cellular component: membrane; endoplasmic reticulum. The transcript is spliced from 6 exons.